AUGCUUGCUGCUUUGCUGGCCGUGACGACUGCCGCAGGCACGAAGGCACAGGCCGCACCUUGGGCGGAUGGCAGGUGGUACGAUGCCUCGCCCUACUUCAACCUGCCCAUACCAGUCUGCAAGUUGGUUCCCAAGUGUGUCCAAGAAGGCACGUGUGGCCUGGGCCACGCCAAGUGUCCAAAGAACUUCGAGGCGUUUCAGGGCUACUGCUAUCGUGCGCUUCUGCGGCCUUGCGUUUACGAAGAAGCCAUCCAGCGCUGUCGGGACCACCACGACUCGACCCUCGUUUCCAUCACGAACGCAGAAGAGAACCUUUUCGUGCGACACAUCUGUGGCAACCAUUUCUGCUGGCUCGGCUUGGCGGAGGAGCCUCAGGGCGAGGACUGGUAUUGGAUCGACGGGGCAGGUGGCAACGCCGGCAAGCUGGGCUACUGGAAUUGGGCCAAAGGGGAGCCCAACAAUGGCAACGGCUUGGAUGAGACAGUUGCCAUCAUGAACUUCAACAUCCCGGUGGCGCAGAAAGAGGAACCGCUUCACUGGGUCAAUGGGCUCUGGUACGAUGUGCCGGUUCACUUCGCCCUCGGGCAGGCCAUUUGCGAGCGAAAAGCCAACGAUGGCGGUGAAUGCCCCGAGAACUGGAGAAGUUGGGGGCCUUCCUGCUAUCGUUUCUUCCACUGGCCUGCCAACUUCAAGGACGCCGAGGAUCGAUGCCGGGAGUGUUCGGCUUUCUUGGUUUCCAUCAGUUCGGAUGAUGAGCAGUACUUUGUACAGGAUCUCUGUGGAGACCACAUGUGCUGGCUGGGCCUCGAGGAGAAGAAGGGGUCGGAGUAUUGGAAGUGGGUGGAUGGGUCAACACUCAUCUACGAGCAUUGGGCCCGAGGGGAACCCAACAACUUCGGCGGCGACGAAAGCCGCGCUUGCAUGAACUUCAACUUCCGUGAGGUAAUGAGGAAGGCGCCACUUGCCUGGGUGAUGUCGCAGAGGCGGAAGUCGCUGGCUGCCCGGCGGAAUGCUGAGAAGGCGGAGGGAGCGGUUUCCCUCGGGUUGCAGCCCUGGGCAGAUGGUACCUGGUACGAUGCGCCCUCCUCGUUCAACCUGCCAAUCACCAUCUGCAAGUCUCCAGCGGAAUGCCUGCUUUCCGUGGGCGGUUGUAAGAGAAAGGGUGCGCAGGAGCAAUGCGAGGAUGGUUGGCAGGCCUUUGACUACUACUGCUACCACAAAAUCGAUCGACCGGCUGAGUUUGCAAUCGCCUUGCAGCGCUGCGAGGAGCACAACUCCUUCCUGGUCUCCAUCGAGACUCCAGAGGAGAAUGAGUUCGUGCAAAAGAUGUGUGGCAAUCGCUUCUGUUGGCUUGGCCUGCGCAAGCACUCGAGCUCUGCUGUUUGGUGGUGGCUUGACGGCCGCACAUUCGACGUUCGAAGCUACAGCAACUGGCAUGACGGCGAGCCGAAUCAGUUCGACAACGUGAAUGAAAACGCCGCCAUCAUGAACUUCGACCUGAAGGAGCAGCUGACAGAAGCGACUGAGCCGGGUUCGUGGGCCGCAGGUCAAUGGUACGAUAUAUCAGGAAUCUUCGACCAGCCCACUGCGAUAUGCGAGAAGAGACGAGGAGAUCAGAAAGCUCCCUGCGAAGCGGGUUGGGAGGUCUUCGAGUACGGCUGCUACAAGAGGCUCGACUGGCACUGGGACUUCCACACCGCGUCAGAGCGCUGUCUGGAGUUAGAUGCGCAUUUGGUGUCGAUCGGCACGGUGGAGGAACAAAGAUUCGUCCAGAAGCUGUGCGGGGCAAGAAUGUGCUGGCUGGGUCUCAGCGAACACCCCGAGACUGAAGAAUGGUUCUGGACGGACAACUCCCAUCUUGGGUUCCAGAAUUGGGCCCGGGGGGAGCCCAACAACUGGCACGGCCACGAUGAGAACGUCGCCGUGAUGAACAUGCACACGAACUUCAGCGUUCACAGAGCGCAUGAGGAGGAUCUGGCAAAGGCGCUCGUCGCUGGGCUUCUGCUCCUGGCCGUGGUCCUGCUCGGUCGGGUACUGCUCACCCGAGCGCAGAACAAGGACAUCGAGUUCCUUCCCACGAUCGUCGACGGUGCUCGCAGUCCCGCUCUGCUGGACCCUGUGAUGGAGGCGGAGAACGAAGAAGACGAAGCUUCAGCUGCAGCUCCCCCACCAGCGGAGUAA
This is a messenger RNA of Symbiodinium sp. CCMP2592, 2181 nucleotides long. Lineage: Eukaryota; Dinophyceae; Suessiales; Symbiodiniaceae. The record is from the annotation of a GenBank genome assembly.